This is a messenger RNA of Folsomia candida, 615 nucleotides long. Its product is annotated as calcium release-activated calcium channel protein 1. The record is from RefSeq and is a predicted model, not a curated record. Gene Ontology annotation, cellular component: membrane. The coding region runs from base 1 to 615 and encodes 204 amino acids. Gene Ontology annotation, biological process: store-operated calcium entry. Lineage: Eukaryota; Metazoa; Arthropoda; Collembola; Entomobryomorpha; Isotomidae. The transcript has 3 exons. Gene Ontology annotation, molecular function: store-operated calcium channel activity.
AUGACGAAAGGUGGGGGCAAGGAUCACACCCACACUGCGGAAUUCCUAGCCUGGAAACGCCUCCAGUUGAGCAAGGCCAAACUGUCGACAAUUACCGAGGUUUCAACUCUGAUGGCAGGAUUUGCGGUGGUGGCGACGGUUGAGCUGCAAAUCAAUGAUGACGCGAACCCAUACCUCCUGACGGCCUUCACCAUCACGACGUCCCUUCUCGUCUGCAGCACGAUGAUGGCCCUCAUGAUCUCCACCUGCGUCCUCCCUUACAUUCAGGCCGUAGUCAAGAUGGGGGGAGAAGCCAAGGAGUCUCCGCACGAGGAGAUGGCCUGGUACGUGGACGCGUCGUGGGUGUUGGCGAACACGGUGUCCAUUUUCCUCUUCACGCUGGAUGUGAUUAUCCUCUGCUGGAUCAAGUUCACCUUUUUCUCCGUGACGGCCUCCAUCUGCGCCACGAUGAUUAUGAUCCCCGUCCUGCUGGCCAUCCUGGGCUUUGGCCUCCUCUUCUACCGGGCACUCAUCCAGCACCAGUACCUCCUUCUCACCAGCAAGUGCUCACAACUGGACGAGAUGCAGAGGAACAUUGAGCACCACCUCUCACUCCACUCCAUUCAACAUGUCUAA